AUGGGUUCUGCUAGUCUUGACGAAUCUUCACAGAAAGCGAUUGAGGGUGACUUGGUUGAGACUGGGGAAAAGCUUCUUGCAACUCCAUCAUCAACUAAUGAGCUACUUGUACUCCUCGAGAAAGCAGAAAGCCUUUUAGCUAAGGUUUGGCAACGGCCUCCUGUGUCUACAUGUUAUGCACUUCUUCCAGCAAUGAAGGCUCUUAUAACUGAUGAUAUAUUGCGCCACAAUGAUUUAAAAGUCCAAGUUGUGGUUGCAUCUUGUUUUAAUGAGCUAACCAGAAUCACUUGUCCAGAUCCCCCUUAUGGUGAUGAUGUCAUGAUGGGGAUUUUCCAGUUAUUCAUGAUUGCAUUUGGGCAAUUAUCAUGCAAGCCUGGUCAAAAUUAUUCCAGGGCUGUUCAGAUUGUCGAGACUAUGGCAAAAGUAAGAUCGUUCUUGAUGCUUCUGGACAUAGAUACUAAUGGGAAUUUUGUGGUCGAGAUGUUCCAUCUUUUUUUAAGUAAUAUAAGGUCCAAUCACCUUUCUGAUAUCUUCAAAUACAUGGAAAUGAUCAUGACCUCGGUCAUACAAGAAAGCGAUGAAAUUUCAUCUGAACUUCUAAGGCCCCUUUUGGCGAGUGUGAAAACGGAGAAUAAGAACUCUUCACCUAUUUCAUGGGAGUUGGGGAAGAAAGUCUUCGAAAAUUGCGCGACCAAGCUCCCGAGUUAUCUGAGGGAAGCUGUGAAGGAAAUGAAUCUGGAUCUUGCCGACUAUGCUGUGAUAGUCUCUUCUAUAUGUCAUUUUAUGAGCCAUGAUUCGUCCAAUGGGAAGAACAUGGUCUCAAGCAAAGCUUCACGGACUGUUGGUGACCAUGAGUCCCAGUUAGAUGGACUUUCUGAGGAUGAAGACAAAUUCUGUGAUGCUGAAGCCAAUGAUGACCAUGAAACUAAACCGAAUGAUGAAAAUUCAUUAGGAACCCCAAAGGACCGUCAGCUGCUUGCCCAAUCGGGGCCAGACUCAGGUUCUCUUCGGAGUAGAAGGGGAAGAAAACCUAAUACUGUGGUAAGACCUGAGGAGGGGGACAAACAUGUUUGGUCGAGAGGAGGCAAUUAUUCUGAUGAAUCAUUUGAUGAUUAUUAUGAUGGCAAAGAUGAUUCGGAUUUGGUGCCAGAAAAGGGAAAUGCAAGCAUAUUUAGCAAUUCAUCAAGGAAAAAAAAUAAUGAUUGUGUCCAUGAAGUGAGUCUCAGCGAAAGGGGUCAGUUGAAAAAGGAAAGAACGAUAAACCAACCCAAUAACUCGAAGUUGUCGUCAACUGUUAAAAAGAAGAGCCUGCAAACUAUUGAGAAAGAUAAUAAGACUAUUGGUGAAUCGAGUAACGUUAAGGCGAAGUUGGGAAAAAAAGUCCUCGGCAAUACCCGUGUUGGAGGGGAACAUGAGUUGUUACCUCAUGAGAAGAAAGAGAAGAAAAAAUUUUCCCAGAAAAAUGCUCAUAAAAAUGGAGGCAAGAAGUCUAGAAGACCCCAAGUUGCUGAUGGGGAGGAAUUAGUUAAUAGAAGGAUACAGGUCUGGUGGCCAAUGGAUGAAACGUUUUAUCCGGGGACUGUUACAGCUUUUGAUCCAGACACAAAGAAGCACACAAUUUUAUAUGAUGAUAAUGAAACUGAAAUCUUGAACCUGAGAAAAGAAACCUGGGGACUGUGUUCAGGCGAGCGGCCUGCACUACCCUCACAGAUGGAAGAAGCUGAUCUCCAGUCACCUGUUCAACAAUCAGUCAAGAUACUGAAAAAGGCCACAAAGCGGAGAGCAGUACUCUCAUCUAAACCACAACAUGCUGUCCCAAUGCCUAAAAGAUUAAAAGGUGGAAAUCCUAAUGCCAUUAAUCACAUUGAAAAUUCUGAAUCCAACAAUGCUCUUUUGAAUGAUGAAUCGGACAAUGAGGCAAGUUUUGGCCCAAAGGAUGGUGGAUAUGGUCAUCAAGGGUUGGAUCAUUUUCCGAGAACAUGA
Striga hermonthica is the source of this 1983-nucleotide messenger RNA. Lineage: Eukaryota; Viridiplantae; Streptophyta; Magnoliopsida; Lamiales; Orobanchaceae. The record is from the annotation of a GenBank genome assembly.